GGCCCGACAUGGCAGCGACUCAGCGAACUGAGAACAGCAGCAGCAGCUCCGCAGAAACAACGAUGAGCUGCCGGGCCGCGCACGCCCGCUUAUAUUCGCCUCGGGCGGAGCGGCGGUGCCACCGCUGAUAGGCCAGGAAGAAGGCGUUGUUCCGGCAGCCAAUGGGAACGCGGAUCGAGAGGUGCCCAAUAGCAAAGCUUAGGGCUUGGUGACGACCAGAAGUAGAACUUUCAACCAAUAGCGAUGCGACGGCGUCGAGCCGGGGCCUCGCCGAGCGCUCUAUAAAAGGGGCUCCCGCCGGCAGCAGCGUUACCGUGUGCUUCGUAAGCGCUGUUUGUGGGUGAGCGAGAGGUGCGCGUUUGCUGCGAUGCCCGAGCCGGCCAAGUCCGCCCCCGCGCCCAAGAAGGGCUCCAAGAAGGCGGUGACCAAGACGCAGAAGAAGGGCGACAAGAAGCGCAAGAAGAGCCGCAAGGAGAGCUACUCGAUCUACGUGUACAAGGUGCUGAAGCAGGUGCACCCCGACACGGGCAUCUCGUCCAAGGCCAUGGGCAUCAUGAACUCCUUCGUCAACGACAUCUUCGAGCGCAUCGCUGGCGAGGCCUCGCGCCUGGCGCACUACAACAAGCGCUCCACCAUCACCUCGCGGGAGAUCCAGACGGCCGUGCGGCUCCUGCUGCCCGGCGAGCUGGCCAAGCACGCCGUCUCCGAGGGCACCAAGGCUGUCACCAAGUACACCAGCUCCAAAUCUUAUGGAAGAAUUGAUUCCCUGAACACAGACGGACAUUUGGAAGGGGAGUUCUGGGCACCGGUUCCAUGUGAUGGAAAAUCAAACCCUGGGCCGGCAACGCAGAGUAAAAAUGCUUUAUUCACCACAUUAACUGUGUACAGGCAGUUUUCCCGGCAUUCUGCUUGUAUUUCUGCAUCCAGUCAGACUCUGUUCCCAUAAAGAAAACAUGCUUCUUGUUGCUAGGACCUUCUUUCUCCCUUUCCCUUUGCCAGACUUGAAGGUGACUUGUUUGAGGAUUUCUCAAGAUCUUGAUCUCCACCCAUUGAUUUUAACCUCUUGGCUUUGUGGUUGCAUUUGCUUUACCUUACAUUCUGUUCUUGUG
Molecule: messenger RNA, 1109 nt
Organism: Grus americana (Whooping crane)
Lineage: Eukaryota; Metazoa; Chordata; Aves; Gruiformes; Gruidae
Product: histone H2B 1/2/3/4/6-like
Exons: 2
Coding region: 368-946 (192 amino acids)
Cellular component (GO): nucleosome
Molecular function (GO): DNA binding; structural constituent of chromatin; protein heterodimerization activity
Source: RefSeq, a predicted model, not a curated record